Neopsephotus bourkii (Bourke's parrot) is the source of this 12013-nucleotide messenger RNA. RefSeq names its product neuregulin 3 (gene NRG3). The record is from RefSeq and is a predicted model, not a curated record. Gene Ontology annotation, molecular function: chemorepellent activity. Gene Ontology annotation, biological process: animal organ development; nervous system development; intracellular signal transduction. Lineage: Eukaryota; Metazoa; Chordata; Aves; Psittaciformes; Psittacidae. The coding region runs from base 993 to 2954 and encodes 653 amino acids. The transcript is spliced from 9 exons.
AGGCUUUGGUGGGAGGUGCCUUACUUUCUACGCGCUAGCCUGCCUCCCCUGCGCUGCGAUAGGAAUACACAAUUGAACAGAAGCUGCAAGCUUGGCAGGAGCUGCCUUCUUCGUGUCUCUUUAUUUGCCGGAUCCGUUAUUUUUUUGCCGACUGGGUCAUUGUCGCCCCCUCUCUAGGGUUUCGUCGUCUUUUUUAUUAUUAUUAUUAUCGUGUAUGUGGAUUUUUAUUAUCUUUUUCUGUAUUUUUUUUUCCGGGAGCCCUCGCCGGAGUUUCGACGCCGGGCCGGACUUAGUACUGGCGCGGAGGAGCUGUGCGGAGCUGUACCUCCUGCCCCGGACCCCGCCCGCGGAUCGGCCUCCCUGGCCCGGCGCCGGCCGCGGGUCCGCGGAGUAGCGAGUGCGCUACGCCGUGCCGCCGCCUCCCCGCGGAGCAGCAGAGGGAUGCUGCUGCGCCGCGGCCGGGCAUAGGUAGGAGCCGAGCGGGCGGGGGAGGGAGCGGAGGGAAGCAAGGAAAGACGGAAAGAAAAGAUCCCCCAGCCUCAAGGGGAGAGAAAGAAGACAGACGAGAAGGAGCGUGAAUGUGAAGGAAUGUGCCUGCCCGCUGCCGGAGACGCACGGUUGGGAUAAAAAAAAAAAAAAAAAAAAAAUCCAGGAGGCUGAUUCUUGCCACUUAUCAUCUGGAAAAAAAAAACAAAACAACCCACAACCAAACAAGCAACGGAAAAAAGAAAAGAGAGGAAAGAAAACCCCUGCGAUCGAAGAGGCUGAAGCGAGCAGCGCAAGAGGAGGGCACCUGGCGAAUGGCUCGGCCGUACCGGUGACUCCGCGGCCGCGGGAGGCUGCGCGGAGCAUGCCGUGCUGGCGGCGUGACUGAGCGGGGCGCUCCCGCCGCCCGCGCCGCCCUCCCCUCCGCCCCCCUCCGCCGCAUGCCGCCGGCAGCCGCGGCGCGCUGAUGCCCCGGGGCCGCGGCGGCGCUGCGGACGGCCCCUAGAAUGAGCGAGGGGGCUGCCGGCGCCGCGGCGCCCGGAGCGGCAGAGGCGGCGGCGGCGGGGGGCCCGGGCGGGGAUGGGGCCGGGGGUCCGCCGCGGGAGCUGCGCUGCAGCGACUGCAUCGUCUGGAACCGGCAGCAGACGUGGCUGUGCGUGGUGCCUCUCUUCAUCGGCUUCAUCGGCCUGGGGCUCAGCCUCAUGCUGCUCAAGUGGAUCGUGGUGGGCUCCGUCAAGGAGUACGUCCCCACCGAGCUGAUGGACGCCAAGGGCGUGGGGCAGGACCCCUUCUUCCUCUCCAAGCCCACCACCCCGCCCCGCGGCGCGGAGACCACCGCCGCCGCCACGCCGCGGCCACCCAGCCGCGUCAGCCCCCGCCUCACCACCAUGAGUCGAGCUCCCCCGCGACCUCCCGGCACCCGCGGACCAGCGCGGGGCGGCCCGCGGCCCACCGCGGCUCGGCAUCCCGCCGCGCCCCACACGGCGCCACCCGUCAGCGGCUCCCCCGGCACAGUCGGCCGCGGCGCCCGGCCGCCGCCCGCCGCCCCCAGCACCCCGCCGCUGCCCGCAUGGCCCACUGCGGCACACGCUACCUCCUCCUACAAGAUAUAUGUCCACGACUCGGCGCCGUCCUGGACCUUGUCUCCCUUUCAGGAGUCAACCACCACCACACCGGAGGCCAGCACGACCCCAAAAAUCCAUACUACAACGUAUUCCACUGAGCGAUCUGAGCACUUUAAGCCAUGCAAAGACAAGGAUCUUGCAUAUUGUCUCAAUGAAGGGGAAUGCUUUGUGAUUGAAACCUUAACAGGAUCACAUAAACACUGCCGGUGCAAAGAGGGCUACCAAGGAGUCCGCUGUGACCAAUUUUUGCCGAAAACCGACUCAAUCUUGUCAGAUCCAACAGACCAUUUAGGAAUUGAAUUCAUGGAGAGCGAAGAAGUGUACCAGCGCCAGGUGCUGUCUAUUUCCUGUAUCGUCUUUGGCAUAGUCGUAGUGGGCAUGCUUUGUGCAGCGUUCUACUUCAAAACAAAGAAACAAGCAAAGCAAAUUCAUGAACAGCUGAAAGAAACACAGAAUAGGAAAACCUACAGCCUAAACGCUUCCAGCAUGAUGGCAAAGUCAGAGUGUAUGGCACAAAGCCAAGUCCAGCUGCAAAAUUAUUCAAAAACAGAUAGGCAUCCUGGGCCUAUUCUUCACAAAGUUAUGGAGUCUAGUUUUUCAGGCCCUCAGUCUUUCCCAGAGGCCUUGUCUCCUGACAGAGGAACCCAGCCCAUCAAGCAACAUAGAAGUCUCUCUUCAUGCUGCAGCCCAGGACAAAAAAGUGGGAUGCUGCAUAGAAAUGCCUUUCGGAGGACUCCUCCCUUACCUCGGGGUAGGUUCAAUGGAAUUACAGGACCAGCAUAUCAACAGCUAGAAGAGUCAAGGAUCACAGACCAGGACACAAUACCUUGUCACGGGUAUUCAUCCAGUGGUUUAAAAACUCCUCAGAAUACUCCAAUAAAUAUGCAACUGCCUUCAAGAGAGACAACCCCUUAUUUUAAUAACAUGGAUCAGAAGGACUUGGUCGGCUAUUCAUCUUCAAGGGCCAACUCUGUUCCCAUCAUCCCGUCUGUGGGCUUGGACGAAGCCUGCAUGCAAAUGCAAAAUGUUUCUGAAGUAACAGGCAUCAAGUGGUGCAAAAACUCCUAUUCAGCUGAACUUGUCAAUGUGAGUUCCCCAGUCAGUAAUUGUCUUAUAGCAGAACAACACGAAGUGAAAAUAUUGCUAGAAACUGUGCAGGAGCAGAUUCGAAUUCUGACGGACGCAAGGCGGUCGGAGGACUAUGAACUGGCAAGAGUAGAAGCAGAGAACAGCACGAGUGAAAACACGGCCUUUCUGCCCAUGAGCCCCGUGGCCAAGUCAGAGCAAGAGGCACAAUUUGUCUUAAAAAGUGAAACGCAAAGGGACUCGGUAUUGACCAAGUGACUUUGUGUGGGGAUUUUGGGACGGGAAACAAUAUCUGUGCAUUUGAUGCUUUGUUAAACAGGAAGGGAGGAAAUUAAGUACAAAUUAUUUAUAUGCAUUAAUUUAAGAGCAUCUACUUAGAAGAAACCAAAUAGUCAAUCGCCCUCAUAUCAUAGUGUUUUUUAACAAAAUAUUUUUUUAAGGGAAAAGUUCCAGGAGGGAUGGCGUGUGCAUCAGGUGCUUUCUAGGCAGGAUUACACAUAAAGUUUUGGUUACAGAGCAUUUUACCAUGGUCCUCUUUAGCUGUCCAAAGGCUUAGGCUAUGCAUCCUCUUUCUUUCAGUAAAGGCCAAGACCAUUCUUAGAUUUAUUUCUGGUUUCAGGGCAGCGCUGCAGUCAGCUGCUGCCCAGGGACUCAGACAGUGGGGAGCAAGUCCCAUGACCCCACCACAGACCCAGUACCCUCUCCCCCUCUCCUCUUGGUUCCAGGUUCACACCAUGGCACGCAGACAUCUACUUCUGAGGUCUGGUACCUACUGUGGAAUGACAUUAAAUCCCUAAAUUGAGUCAGACACUUAACCUUCAACCUUACUUUAAUGUGUCACUAAGCCCAAGAAAGUCAAUAGAAACAUUUAGGAGCUGUGUCUUCAUCCAAGUGUGGAGUGGGAUCGGGCUCUGUAUUGGUAUGAUAUAUAAUAUAGGGUAGAGAUUCAGUGGUCAGGAGCCUGCAGGUGCUCCAUUUUCUGAGCUUUGACUGUCAGAGCAGCCUUAGUGGAGAGUGAGGAAAAACAAAAAGUCCAAAAGCAUUUAUUAUGGCAGGUUUGGGUUUUUUUGAGUGGGGACAUAAGUUUUGUUGUUCAUUAAUAACCCCUCAACAUUUCUAAACUGGUAUAUUUUGAAGGCAUUUGUAAGCUCUCAAGGAGCACUUCUGAGUGUGUGUGUAUUUUUUUAACUCAUUUUUUAUUACGGGUUGUUCAGAGAAGAGUCAGAAAGAUCCAGUAUGAUCAAACUUCAGCUGAUAAGUGUCCACACUGCCCUAAAUUGUUCCCACUUUCAGUUCUUCAAUCACUUCAAUUAAUCAUGGCUUAGGCUUGUGAACUUUAAAGCUUCAACCCUGCAGAUGGUUCUGUAUGGGCAGGCCCACAAGCAUGCACAGAUAUGAUUCUAAUUGAGCUAUAUAAGAGCAGAUGGUUUCCACCAAAUCACUCCCUGCAGGGAAUCAAGGCCUUGGAGAAGAAUUGUAAUUUCCUGGUUGCCAUAUCCCAAUCACAUUAUAAGCAUUUUUUUGCAUUUACUUUCUGUUGAGUUCCUCUUCCCGCCAUAAAUUGUAACACAAUAUGCCAAUAAUACAAGGAACUGGAUUCAGUGGCAUACACAUUACUGUUUUUAUUAGUGUUAAAAUAUCUCCUUAUUCAUGGGGAAAAGUAAAAUCAGCUAUAAUAAAUAAUUGCUAAAUAGCCUUCUGUUCAUGUCAAAAAAUUGAUUAAAAAACAAACUACAGUAUAUACAGAAUGUAAUAAGAUACUCCUUUGCAACAAAUUAAUUGUUAAAUUUUUAUGUGGCCCAGACUUUCCAGUUCACAAGUCUCAAGACUUCCCAAAAUAGCACAAUCAAUCAUGCAGUGCUGUUGUAUGUUGAGUCAGAAUAAAGCAAUAUUUUAACUUCUGUCAAGUAAAUUUGCAAAAGAAAUGCUGAAGGUGUAUGUCUUUUUUUUUUUUUUUUUUUUGUUAUGGCAGUAAAAAAAAUUGCUAUUCACAGUCUUCAUUCACCAAGUCUUAUUUUGGGUUUCUUUUGCCUUUUUGUUUUUAGUUUUGGCUUGGUUUUUUAAGAUAAAGUUGAUGAAAUUGUCUUGUAUACAGAACUUUCUAUGCUGUAACUUUUGCUGUGUAUUUUCAAUAAAAUUAUAUUUGAGGGCAAACUAUGCUUUAUGCCCCAGGAUGGAGCAUGCCUCGUUUGGAAUGCAUUCUUCAAAGACACAGGGCUUUUGCUAUAGCAGUAAUGUGCAAUAACCAUGAGGAGUGGUCUCACCCUGACAGGUUUCUGCAAUAUGUUGUGGCUGGGCACAGACUCACCAUGAAUGAGCUGAGCUAACUGCGCUGGGUAUGGCCCCAAGCCCACACCAAAUAAACCUUGUGAGAAAACAGGUGUUUUAGGUAGGCUCAGCUUCACAUCCCUACAAAUGACUUUUCUGUCAAUAUCCCACCAGCUCAGGACGUGAGCAAAGUGAGGUUGCCUCUGCCCAUAAGCCCUGUGAAUACACCUGUAAUAUAAAAACUGGCUACUAUAUAAAGCUCUGAUUCAAUAAUCUAUGAAGUGUGAUCACAGUUAAUUAAUUGUUCACACUUAGUAAUUAAUUUCAUCAAGAGAUGGUCUGUCUGCAAUAAAGUGCAGAAUCCUGCCCAGAUAGGUAUUUCAAAAUUAAAUCUUUUCAAUCCAGAUGUAAGGCCUUCUCACCCCCAUAUCCUACCAAACUCUGCAAAUUCACCUUUGGCAACAUAUUGUAAAUACACAGCAAAAUUUCUGUUCAAAAAAGAACCAUAUCAUAAGCAAUGCCUUUAUGGAGAGAAUGUGUUCACUCAGCACUCCUGAAAGGCCCAGAAAGAGGGGAAGAGCAAUGUAUUUAGGAGAAUGAAAUGUUUGACUGAAUGAUUGAUCUUAAAAUGGUAAGGAUAUCUUCAGUUCAUGUUAGAGAUGCGAUCUUGUAUUCAGCAAAGGAUGUGUGACUGUUAUAUGUUAACUGUUCUAUUCAGUUUUCAGCAUGUUUGAAUAGAGAGACAUUAAUAUUAACCAUAUGUCAGACUAGUGUAUUAUUUGUUAAGAGUAUCGCUUCAGAUCCUAUUGAAACUGUCAUUGUUUGCAGAGGAAAAGAAAAAGGUUUGAAAACAUCAAACUAGAUAGCCUUAAUGUCCUUUGUGUGUUUCUCUAAUGCACCAGUUUUUCUCCAUGGACCUUUCGAUUUUACAGUGAAUGGGACAAAAUUUUCCCUGAAGUCUGACAAUUAACUAUGUAGAGGACACAACGGAAAGUUGUACCAAAAUAACCAAAGUCAUAGGCCGAAUUUUGCAUUAUUUCUGACCUCUGUGAUCACACUGAACUCAGUUGAUUCAGAAGGGAUGUGAGUCAGUGUAGUUCAUUCCUAGAAUUACAUCUGUUCCUAUCCUUAGAAACAGACUGUAAUCCCUCUAAAAGAGUCUCUGAACUCAGUCAUUUACCUGUAAUGUAAUUAAAAAUUAUAUCUGACCUGUGGAGUUCCAAGUGUAGUGAAAAUUCACACAUGCAGCAUUACACUCGAGUAAACUGGAAGAACAGCUAACAAAAUAAAUUGAACUUCCUCUGAACUGAACAGAGAAAGCCUGUGUCUCUUCAGCAUGAUACUGUGGAGCAGAAUUAUGAGAGAAAUGUAUAUCCAGAUUUUUUUUCUUCUGUGUAGAAUUUCUUCAAAAUAACCCCCCCAAAAAUCCACUAGAAUGGUCUCAACAUUUGAAAUAGGAAAUGUAGGUGAGUAUGGGCCCAUUUCAUAGCAUUAACCACUGGAAAAUUCUUCAGUACACCCAUGACACAAAACUGGAAUGUUCUAAUUGUUGCACGAUUAAAUUUUGAUCAACAAAUGCAUCCAUGGAAAAAGAGCUUUUCACAAUGCUUUUGGUGUCUAGCCACGCUCCCAGCUGAUGUAGUCAAUGUAGCAGUUUAUAUUAAGAGAGGAUCACAUCCAAAAUCUCUUAUACUCAAUGUUCAGUUAAGUGCCACAAGGUUUAGUAGCCUUCUGCAUGGUGUAAGGACUUCCACACUGAUUUAUGGAGCUACAUUCAUUUUGCUUAUGGAAAUCAUAUUUGUGUCGCCCUCACUAGAACACGAUGCAAGAUUUGCUGCCCAAAUGAUUAGUUUGUCAGGUCAGUCUUUUACAAGGGCUGAAUAUCAGACCAGGUUCUAAAAACCAUGAACUUCCCAGCAAGUGGCUAAUUCCAGUUUUAUUAAUUAAAAUCCUACAGCUUCAGGUUUAAAUUCUGAAAAAACUAUGAGAUGAUGGCAUGUGCUCAUGACCAUGCAUGUGCUAGAUAUGUUCCUGAAUCAAUUGUUCAAUCAUAAGAUCAUAAGAAGAUGAUUCAUGUCCACGUCUCACAUAAGGAGAGAGAGAAUCUGGAUGCCUCUUCCCGAUUCAUCCCCAGCAAGGGCCACUUCUGCGCUGUCCUAUGCCUGCUUUGUUUUUUUAUGAAAUCACUGAAUUUCUAAUGGUUGAGCACCUUUACUCAUGUUCAAUUUUACCUUGCCCUCAGUUUUUGCUAUAAUUUAUAGCCUAAAGUUUGGGACAUUGGGACUGUCCGCUGAGUAAAUUUAAGGCCUAAAACAUUCAAAAUUUUUUGCGUGUACAUUUAUCUGCUUUUGGUAGACCUUAUGGGAAAUCUUUCCCUUGAAGAAACAUUUAUGCAGCCUGUGCUACAAGGCAUUUUCCUGCCACUCCUGCUGGUAUCAGCAUUUCCAGCCUCUGAGUGAGAUGCUCUCUUCAGGUUCUCCUGGGCACUGCGACCAGAAGCCUCUGAAUUCUUUCAGAGUACCAAUGACCAGAAGUCAUCUGAAGUGUCCUGAGCCAUAGUUAUAUAUCAGAACACUUCUGCCUAUUAAUAGUAAAAUGUCUCCAAAGUUUAAGACCUUUCAUAUGCAUUGCAUUGUUAUAUAAAAAAUAUAAUGCCAAAGUUUAUGAAAUUAAAAUUAUAUAGUAAAUAUUAUUGAUUUUAUCAAUGUCUUGCUUUGAAGGAAUAUGAAGUGAGAGCUCUCAGUUUUGUAAAUAUUUGGAAACUAAAAUACAAAUAAUAAUAAAAAAUAAUACAAAGAAUAAUUACUAUUGUAAAAUACAAAAGAUAGUUCCUUGCUUUCUCUGAAAUAAUCAGUAGUAGCUAAAGGUUAUCGAGAUGCAUUAGGGAAAUGAAAGAAGACACAGUGAGGGCAUUUUAUAAGUCAUGUCAGUAAUAUGACUAAGAUGGUGGGUUUUAAGUAAUUCAGGCUUAGAGUUUCCCUUGCUUGAAAAUACAUUAAGAUAAUGUUUCUUUCAUAAUAUAAAGCUUACUUCUAUACAGAGCUGAAACACGUAUCACCUACCUUAGCAUAAGCAGAACAGAAACGCAGUUUAGGUUUCACUAUGACUUUCUGACUCAAGCAUUAAUCUCACUUGCUUCAGAUUAUCUCUGAUUUCUUCCAGGAAAGAAUAAAUGAGUACCCAAAAAACCAAGAAAAUAAAUAUGAAUAAUUGAUGACUUCCUCCUCCCCUCCAAAAUCUACCAAUUAAUGCUGCGGAUAUUGAAUAUCAUAGAAAUAUCUGAGAUUUCGACCUUGAUGGGGAAAACAGCAGCUAGGAGAAUUACCACCCCCACCACCCCAGCAAGAUGCACACUGUGGAUUUCUGGAGAAGAGGGUAGGGAGCUUUGCCUGGCUCUCACAGAGGGUAGAACCUCCUGGCUAUGGCACAGCUUUUCCAUGGGUGAGGAGGGAUAGAUUUUGAGUUGGACCAGGAGAUGUCAUCUGAGAAACUUGCCUUACCUUUAUUUCUUUCUCAGAUCUCUGUCAAGUCAGUGAAACCAUGGUCAUCAGCGCUAGUUUAUUUUGUAAGUUAGUGAUUUCCAAAUUCUGGGAUCCUUUGAAGUGCUGAAUUUUGGAAGAAGAGACAUCUAAAAAAAAAAAGAAAAGUCAACAAAACCCCCCCAAAAAUGUCUUCUGUAAAUUUUUUUAACCAUCUUUACCUGAAAUGCUUACAUUACUUUAACUAUUUUUUUUUUAAAUUAGGUGUUACAAAUAUAAACUCCAAACAUAUAUAUUUACAUCAUGAUAACAGGACAUGGUUAAGAUCUGUGUGUCAUGUUUCUCUUCUGAUCUAGUUGAAGAUGUCCCUGCUCAUCUCAGGGGUGUUGGACUAGAUGACCUUCAAAAGUCCCCUCCAACCGAAACCAUUCUAACCAUUCCCUGAAAAACAUGUUCAAGUUACUUCUGUUAUUUUUUGGAUCGUUUAUAAAAUGGUGGAGAUUUCUGUGCACAUCAGUGGCCACUUUGAGUUUUACAUGGAAAGGUAAACAAAUUUGCAAACAAAAAAUGGACUACAUAAAACUUCCAUGUCAGACUCUAGUGGUGUACAAGUGGAGGCUGUUUCACUGAAAUCAUAGUUAUUGUGAAGGAAAUGAGGCUUCCAGAGGAAGAUAUUUAUGGUGGCUCAGCAGUUGAGCUGACUGAAAUAAAACCCAGGUUUCCACCUCCACAGUGCUAACCUAUGCUUCUUUCUAAUGCUGGCCCACCCCAAGCUGCAAGGUGUCUGAAGCUCCACCACUAGUGACUGUAUCAAAAGGCAGGUGUCAGCACUGACUUCUGCAAAAAUUCCUCUUAUUAAAUCAAAAUGAAAUAAUAUGAACUAAAAAUCGAUGGAACUGAUUCUCAAUUGCUGUCAGGUCAUAGUGAGCACUAGCAAUGGUGCUAAUUUACUGUUUCUGAGGCUGUGGCUCAUGAUUUGACGUGACCCAUGAGUUUCCAUUGUCCGUGCUGGAGCUAUCUGAGCAGAAAUUUCUCUGCCCAUCAGGGUAACAUUAUUAAAGCAGUUUUAUCCCAACUUACCUCAUUUUCUGCACUUCACUGUGUGUUGUCCUUGAUUAUUGUAGAGGUAAAGCUGCUUCCAAAGUCUGCUUUAAGUGCCACCUCAUAUCUGUCAGAGUAACUGGUUGUGAUCACUCAGCUUCAGUUUUAACAGUGGUGUAAGGUCCUCCAACUCUACAGAUCAGAUCUGGGUUUUGCAGUCCAAAAUCAUGUAUAUGUCGUAGUAUCAUAGAAUGGUUUGGAUUGGAAGGGACCUUAAAGAUCAUUUAGUUCCAGCCCCUCUGCCACAGGCAGGGACACCUUCCACUAGACCAGGUUGCUCAAAGCCCCAUGGAGCCUGGCCUUGAAUACAUACAGGGAUGGGGCAUCUCAGCAACCUGUUCCAGUACCUCACCACCCUCAUAGUGGUGGAAUAUGUACAAGCAAAACUGUCCAUACUUGUUCUGCACAAUUGUAUGCAUUCAGAUCUAAGCAUGGAUCAGCUGCCAGGCUGAUCUUUCACUGUUUUAUUUAACAAAGCUAUAUUUUAAAUAUAAUUUGCUAUGCUGCUUCUCUGUAUGUUGUAUAGAGAAGCAACGAAGGCAAGUUCAGCAUGUCUGCAUUUUCUGCUCAGCUAAUAAUAGUAGGUUUGUUGUCUUUUUUUUUUUUUUUUUUUAUCAAAGCAGCUUAGGAAACAAAGUUGUUAAAAUUCUGACCUCAGAGGAAAAACUGGUACCCUGGCAGGGGAAGGUUAUUCUGAGCAGAUACUUAUCUAGGCUGUCUUUCUUCCUAAGCAACCUUUCUUCCAAGAGUCAGUGUACCUAAAACACUUAAAACAUAAGCAAAGCUAAGGCAAAACAUGGACUCUGCCUUCUUUGCAAAGGGGUCAGGGGCACAAGUAAAGGCUAAUUACCAAAAACCUUUCUAGCUAGUUCCACUAGUAUUUGCACAGACUGGUAAUACUAAAAUGACUGCGUAUGAUUUGGUCACAUUUAUUUGCAGGCUGUGAUGUAUUUAAACUUAUAGCCUGCUUUAAAUUGUCGGUGAUUUGCAGUAUCUCAGGAUGGAGUUUCAGAGUGCUCAAGAUGGCAUUUACCACUCUCCUUAACCUCCAUCCCAGUUUCAUUUGACUAAAGGACAUUUCUAUUACAUGGGUAGAAGCGACACCGCAUUGCUGGAGGCGUGAGUGUCACAUUAAGCCCCGCAUAGCUUUUUGGUGAGCAAGGCAAAACACUCCUUCUUUCAACCUUGCAGGCAGUACUCUGGGCUGUGAGGGAGCAUACUGUAGGCUCAGCCCCUUUGUCAGGCAAGAAAUCAGGUUUCACAGUAGGGGAGGCCUCCUAAGCUAAAAAUGAAAAGCUGCCUCAAGAUUUGAGAUAAAAGGGUGACUUAGAAAAAAACCAACUAGAAAUCACAGUCCUUUAAAAACAGUUGUGGUUUUUAUUUCAAUUUCUCCAGUAAGUAGUUGAGUAGGUUUUUUUUAAAAUUGACACUUAGCUCAAUUUAAAGCUGUCUCUAGACAUUUUCAGAGAAUAAAGAGAGCACAUCCCAGUGCAAAUGCCUACACUCUAGGAAGGCGCUAUAGUUCAUAGACAACAUUCCAUCCUUGUGGGUAGGAUGUGGGCAUCAGUGCUUUGCCAGUCUUCCUUAAUUUGUUGACAAGACCCAGCAGCGCCCUGCACUCCUCACUCACUGGCUGCCGAUGAGACCUGCAGUAAAUCCCCUACUAAAAACACUUAAAAAUGAAACAAAGAUGAAGGAAAUGUGGCUUGUUCACUGUGAAUAUCCAGUUAGAAUAGUUGGAAUAACUGCAAGAGAAACAUUUGCCUUUGCAAAAUGAUUUAUUGGUUAAUAGUCUUUCAGUCCUCACUAUUUAGUCAAACAAGGACCAUAAGAUUUCCAGGUAUAAAAGUCGAAUGAUUGGUUCCUGGAUCUAGUUGUAAUGGUCACAAUUCUGAUAUUUCAGACUUUUUGCUGAGCACUGAUCAAGUAGAGUCAAUUGGGCUUCAUUCAAAUAGAUGAACUUGUAGAGUUACACCUGAUUUCCUUUAUUGAUCACUAGAUUCUUUCCAUAUCAUGUAAAAUUAUGUUUACUUUAAAACUGAUCUGUAGAUAUGAAUGGAACAGCAUCUAAUGUGGACUUGAAGUUUGAACCCUCUCAAUGCAUAGGGUGAGUCUUGUGAAAUCUUCAUUUUAGCAGCUGAAAGUCUUGAACCAUUCACUGAAAGACAAUUAUUUGAUUUCAACAAAAUUGAUUCUGCUGUUAAUAAAGUCACUGAUAAACACUUGAGCUGGAUUUGGGGCUUCUGAAUAAAAUAUAUAGAUAUAGAUAUGUAAAGCUACAUACACAAACUUCUUUUAGAACACAGAAAUGAAUGGUCCAACUUAAAGUUUAUUAAUCUAAAUAGCUGGAGAGAAUAUCCACUUAACCACAUAGCCUAAACACACUGAAGAAGGGGGGAAAGGUGUUUAUUUUCAACUGUAUUUAUUUUUUCACUGGUACAAACAGAAAUAAAAACAGAAGAAAAAUAA